AUGGCCCGCCUUCCCCUGCUGCUGCUGCUGCUGCUCGGGGGCCUGGGGUCUCGUGGGUUUCCAGCCACUUCAGAAACACAAGAUCAAGACAUGGAGAUGGUCCAGAAAUACCUACAAAACUAUUACAGUUUAGAGGUUGGAACCAGCCGAUUCGAAAGGCAGAGAAACCACGGUUCAAUGAUUGAAAAAUUAAAGCAAAUGCAGGAAUUCUUUGGGCUAAAAGUGACUGGAAAGAUAGAUGCUGACACCCUGGAUAUUGUGAGGAAGCCCAGAUGUGGAGUGCCUGAUGUUUCAUCCCAGGAUGAACUCACUCCAGGGAACCCUCGUUGGCAGAGCACACACCUGACCUACAGGGUUGAAAAUUACACCCCAGACCUGUCGAGAGCAGACAUGGAGCAGGCUGUUGAGAAGGCCUUUCAGCUCUGGAGCAGUGCCUCACCCCUGACCUUCACCAAGGUCUCUGAGGGGCAAGCGGACAUAAUGAUAUCCUUUGUCAGGGGAGAUCAUGGGGACAAUUCCCCAUUUGAUGGACCUGAUGGAAUUCUUGCUCAUGCCUUUCAGCCAGGCCCGGGUAUUGGAGGAGAUGUUCAUUUUGAUGCAGAAGAAACAUGGACCAAAACCCCUGAAAAUUACAACUUGUUUCCUGUUGCUGCCCAUGAAUUUGGCCAUUCCUUGGGGCUGGCUCACUCCUCCGAUCCUGGGGCCCUGAUGUAUCCCAACUACGCUUUCAGUGACCCCAGCACCUACAGACUGCAUCAAGAUGACAUCAAUGGCAUCCAGGCCAUUUAUGGAACCUCAAGCAACCCUGUCCAACCUACUGGACCAACCACCCCCACCGCCUGCGACCCCAAACUGACGUUUGACGCUGUGACCACACUCCGUGGAGAAAAACUCUUCUUCAAAGACAAGUACGUCUGGAGGAAGCACCCUCGGCUACGAAUGAUCGAAUUCAAUUUAAUUUCUCUCUACUGGCCUUCCCUGCCAAACGGCAUACAGGCUGCUUAUGAGGAUUUUGACAGGGACCUGAUUUUCGUAUUCAAAGGCACGCAGUACUGGGCUCUGAGUGGCUAUGACACUCAGCAAGGUUAUCCCAAGCAUAUAUCAAACUAUGGCUUCCCGAGCAGUGUCCAAGCAAUUGAUGCAGCUGUUUCCUACAGGAGAAAAACGUACUUCUUUGUAAAUUACCAAUUCUGGAGAUAUGAUGACCAAAGUCAAUCUAUGGAACCAGGCUAUCCCCAAAGCAUAGAAAACUUUUUUCCAGGAAUAAAAAGUAGAGUUGAUGCAGUUUUCCAGGAGAAUGCCUUCUUCUUUUUCUUCAGUGGACCAAGAUAUCAUGCAUUUGAUUUUCAUGCUCGUAGAAUUACUAGAGUCGACGAAAGCAAUAGAUGGCUUAACUGUAGAUACAGUUGA
Messenger RNA from Rangifer tarandus platyrhynchus (Svalbard reindeer), 1410 nucleotides. The record is from the annotation of a GenBank genome assembly. NCBI's taxonomy places the organism in Eukaryota, Metazoa, Chordata, Mammalia, Artiodactyla, Cervidae.